GCGCGCCAUCCAACAUGAUUUAACCCCUGGAUAUAUUAUUUGGUUACUACCUACUUAUCCAUGAAUGAAACUAAUCAAGCUAGAAAAGAAGUGUUCCGAAUUGAAGAUGAUGUGUCGUCACGUAUAAGCACUGCACAGGUUAUUGUUUCGCUUAGCAGUGCUGUUCGUCAAUUGAUAGACAACUCACUCGAUGCUUCAGCCCAGUGCAUUGAGAUUCGCGCAAAAAACAGCGGAUAUGAAAGCGUAGAAGUCAUCGACGAUGGCACUGGCAUUGAUGCGGAGAACUUUGAAUCACUCUGCAGGCCACAUUCAACAUCCAAACUGACUGGUAUCGAUGAUUUCAGCACACUGUCAACCCUUGGUUUUCGCGGAGAGGCCUUGAAUGCACUGUGUGCUAUCGCUUCACUCACAAUCAUCACGCGAUCUCGAUCUGCUACCCUUGGCACUAAACUCCGCUUCGAUCAUUGCGGGAGAAUAGUAGAUCAGUCAUCUGUUGCUCGAUCGGUCGGAACUACUGUGGUUAUAGAAAAUCUGUUUAAGACACUUCCCGUAAGGAGAAAAGAAUUUGAGAAAACGGCAAAGAGGGACUUUGGCAGGGUGCUGACUGCUAUUCAAUGUUUUGCCCUGUCUCGACCAGAGGUCAAGUUCAUAUGCAGCAACGUCAUUGCGGGAAAGAAGUCUCAACCCAUUUGCACUCCGGGAAAGGUCGGCGUACGAGAGGUUGUGAUCAACUUAUUCGGAGGUCGAGCCGAUAAGAAUAAGAUGGUCGACGUUGUUCGCUGUGUUCCAACGGAAGAUGUCGCGCUUAUGCACGGCGUCGAUCCUAAAAACACUUCAGCUUAUGUAGAUAUCGAGUUCACUGGUUUUGUUAGUUCUUGCGAGCAUGGCUAUGGGCGAAGCUCAACUGACCGACAAUUUAUAUACGUUAACCAAAGACCUGUGGAUUAUUCCAAGAUUUGUCGAGUUAUCAACGAAGUUUACCAGCAAUAUAAUCGAUCUCAGUAUCCCACACUCGUAUUGUACAUCACCGUACCUGCAGCUGAAAUUGAUGUCAAUGUCACACCAGACAAAAGAAUGAUAUUUUUUCAAAGAGAAAAGGAACUGUUGGCACUAAUCCGCUCCUCCUUCCUGGCAACAUUUCAUCCACUUUUGGGAUCCUAUACGUCAGUUGUUGACAGAAUAGCCAACAAAAAUAACGAGAAUGUCAGUGUGGAACAUGCAUCAAUCUCCAAAUCAGAUACUCCAUCAUCCGCUAACUCUGCUCUAUUUUCUCUUCUCAAGUCUAACUCAGCAAAAGCUACUUCACCUUCGUACGCUCCUCCUCAACCGAAGAAGAGCAGGACAGAAGAUCACAAUCUCAAAAAAAUUUUGUCAAGUGGUCUGAAGACUUUGGACGCAUUCGCUUUCAAACCUAUCUCUCGUGACGCUUUAGCUGAGAGAAUUAACACGCCACUAACCAGUAAGACGAAUAAUAGGCCUUCUUCAAGAGGUAAUGCGGCUGCAGAUGCCGUUGAAAUGGAUGCUUCUCUUGCUAGUACUUCCUCCGACGCGAAACUUACUAAAGAGCGUACACCCAAGAAAGCCGACAGUAACUUCACAAUAACGCAUCAUCGACGGGGAGAGUUCGGGCCAUCUUUAACAAGAAACUUAUCUCGAGGAUUCGAAGCUGUUAUUGAGAAGGACAGCGUGUUUAUGGAAAAGAUGGAGAAGACCAUGGACGAGGAAGAACCUUCAACGAGUGGUACAACCUCGACAGAGAGAGAGCCUAUCUUGGAAGGCACUAUAACACUAUCACAAUGUGUAGAGCAGUCACCCACGUUUAUGAGAACACAGCAAUUGGUGCCCUUCACUAUGUCAGCACUAAAAGAGCGCCUAAACAAUUUGAGAACUGGAAAGGCGAAGGAAGAACAGCCGAGUCAAACUCUGGAAUUUGCUGCUUCGCUUUCGCCCGAGGAAAAUGCCUUAGCCGAGGAAGAACUUGGUCGCGUUCUCAAGAAGACCGACUUCGCUCAGAUGGCGGUGAUUGGACAGUUCAACAAAGGUUUCAUUAUUACACGGCUGAGGGACCACCUAUUCCUCGUUGAUCAGCAUGCUAGCGACGAAAAGUACAAUUUCGAGCGUUUUCAGAAGAAAGCUCGAGUGGAAUCCCAAAAGCUUCUACAUCCCAAAUUACUCGAUUUUGGCGCUGUGCAAGAAUCAGUGCUAAGAGACAACCUGGAUAUUCUAGAAGCUAAUGGAUUUGGCUUUGAAUUUCGUGAGAAAGAAGACGGAUGUAGUUCUGCUUUACUAGUAUCUGCACCGGUUCUGCACAGCUGGCAAUUCGACAGAAGUGACAUAGAAGAAAUCCUCACUGUAGUGUCUGAAUUUCCGGGAGUCAUGUACCGCCCAGCAAAACUUCGCCGCAUCUUUGCAUCAAGAGCGUGCCGAAAGUCGGUGAUGAUCGGUACCGCACUUACAACGACUCAAAUGAAAACGAUAGUAAACCAUCUUGGGACGCUCGAUCAGCCAUGGAAUUGCCCCCAUGGACGUCCAACACUGAGACAUCUGGUGGACCUCAACACUAUAUGAUAGAACUGGCAUACAGCACUCACAAAAUCUGAUCACAACUUGGAACUUUUUCAAGACACCAAUAUUAUAUAUACGACUUAGCUCAAAUAGUCCAUAUUUACUUCACUGAAAGUGCCUCGCCAGAAUUUAACAUUUUAUGACUCCUUACUACUUCGCAUGUCAAUCAU
This is a messenger RNA of Cylicocyclus nassatus, 2735 nucleotides long. Lineage: Eukaryota; Metazoa; Nematoda; Chromadorea; Rhabditida; Strongylidae. The record is from the annotation of a GenBank genome assembly.